This is a messenger RNA of Malaya genurostris, 3488 nucleotides long. It is a transcript of the gene Etl1, whose product is annotated as SWI/SNF-related matrix-associated actin-dependent regulator of chromatin subfamily A containing DEAD/H box 1 homolog. Gene Ontology annotation, cellular component: nucleus. The coding region runs from base 355 to 3009 and encodes 884 amino acids. The record is from RefSeq and is a predicted model, not a curated record. Gene Ontology annotation, molecular function: ATP binding; DNA binding; chromatin binding. NCBI's taxonomy places the organism in Eukaryota, Metazoa, Arthropoda, Insecta, Diptera, Culicidae. The transcript has 8 exons.
AAUCGUUCUUGUGGUUCACUUUAACACGGUCUGCAACAUUUUUUAAACUUGAUAGUGCUCUAUGUUGCGAAAUCAUUUUAGUUUUGUGAUUUCUCAUUCACGGCUAACCGGUUCUUUAGGAAAAAUUGGGAAAAAGUUUUUUAGGGUGACGGGAUUGCCGCGAGUCAAACAUAUAUUUUAGAAUUUUGUGUUAUCUUCCCGGAAUUUUGUCGCGAAGUUCGUGUCAAGACUUGGCGUCUACUUCACGUUUUUUCCUGGAACAAAAAAUACCCUGACCCGUACCAAGUGAGCUACGUGUUGCCACAGUCAGAAAGACUUAUUGAAGUUGUGUCCUACUAAAUUUUCUAUCACGAAAUGUCGCUUCGGCAGUACCGGAAACCAACGCACAGCGCAUUAAAUGGAGCCGCUAGCGCGAUUUCUACUGAAGGUAGUCAGAAACUAGAAUUAGUGCCGGGCAGAUUACGCAUCCAAACUCUAGCGGACAGUGAAAGUGAAGGAGAAAGUACCUCGGUCGAUUCUUCAGCAAUAUCGCCUAAGUUAGUUUCACCGGUUCCCAUUCCAAAGGUUGGGGUCGUGACUGCGCCCACUACUCAAACACAAAACGGCGCUGAACAAACAACGGUUCCUCCCACAGUUUUGACGGUAAGAGAAAAAGAGCUCUGUCUACAAAGGGUGCGUGCGGUGCGACCAGAUGUGGAUACAAUGACUGUGCAGGACGCGCUCGUUCGAAAUAAAUGGAGCGUUGAGCUAUCGUUGGAAGAAUUGAAAAGUUAUAUGCCGACCAAAAAACGUAUUUUAGACACUUCCCCUGCGGCUGCUGCAAUGAUACAGAAGGCUGCUCUGUUGAAUAGGACCAAUCAGAGUGCGAAUCCAGCAAAGAAACGUCGCGUACAACGUGCCAAUGCCGGUAGUGAUAGUGAUGACGAUUCUGAUCGACCUCCAGAACGUGUCUUCGAGAGUGACGAUGACAGCGAAGAUGACAAUUCCAACUAUACAAUGUCAAAAGAUCGCAGAGGGGUUUUCGACUUCCUCAACAAAGCGACGGUGAAUGAGCUUUCUGCUGUGAAAACUCUUUCCACCAGAAAAGUUGAAAUGCUCACAGAACUACGACCGUUCAACAGUUGGGAAGAUUUAGUGGACAAACUAAAAUCGCACAAGUAUCUCAAGACCGACAUCCUAAACCACACUCAGGAAUAUUUGUCACGAAGGAACAGUCUGGUGACUAUUAUGAAUAAAUGUCGAAAAAUGGUCCAAAAACUUGAGGCUGCCAUUGCCGUAGGCGGUGGGCUAAUGGACCAACCGUCAAACAUUCCAGAAGGUUUCAAAUUGGCGGAAUAUCAAAUGGUUGGAUUGAACUGGUUGAUCGUGAUGCAUCGGAAUGAUAUGAAUGGAAUCCUUGCCGAUGAAAUGGGUCUAGGGAAGACGAUACAAGUCAUCGCUUUCUUAGCACAUUUGAAGGAGAACGACUUGAAUCACCAACCGCAGCUUAUCGUUGUUCCAUCGUCAACUUUAGACAAUUGGGAUAAUGAGCUACGGAAAUGGUGCCCAGAACUGAUCGUUAUGAAGUACUACGGUAGUCAGGAAGAGCGACGAAUGAUCCGAAUUGACUGGGCGAAGAAUGGAAUUUCCGAUGUCGAUGUUGUGCUAACUACCUACCACAUGAUGGGUGCUUCCGGCGAGGAGAAAAAAAUGUGGCGAGUGACACCGUUCCAAUAUGUGAUAUUCGACGAAGCACACAUGUUGAAAAACAUGACCACCCAAAGGUACGAGAACUUGCUGCGCAUUCAGGCCGCAAGACGAAUUCUGCUUACUGGCACACCACUGCAAAAUAACCUGCUAGAACUGAUGUCCCUGUUGUGUUUCGUCAUGCCAAAACUGUUCGGUGGCAAGGUGGAAGAUAUCAAAACUUUGUUCCAGGGUAGAAUUAAAGGAUCUAAAUCGGAAAACGGAGAAGAUCAAACAACGUUUGAGAAGAAUCAAAUUGAACGUGCAAAACAGAUUAUGAAACCAUUCAUUCUGCGACGUUUGAAGAAAGAUGUAUUGAGCUUUCUGCCUCCAAAAACGGAGAAAAUUGUCAAAACUCCUAUGCUAGACUCUCAAAAGGAAAAAUACCAUUCGCUGGUGAAUGAGUACCAAACUGUCACCGGUGUUAUCAAGUCUAGUACCGAAAUCAGCGGCAUGUCGAUCAUGAUGGAUAUGCGGAAACUGGCGAACCAUCCGUUACUGUUGAGGUAUUACUUUUCCGAUGACGACGUUCGGAAGAUCGCACGUAAACUUGCCGGUGACUCAGACUACAAGGGAAACAACAUCGACGAAGUAUUCCAAGACAUCGCGUACCUGUCCGACUUUAAACUGUAUCAGCUUAAGGAAAAAUACACAAGUUUGUUUGACCUCCAGAUACCUAACAAGUUAGUGGAAGCUUCGGGUAAGUUCCGCCAACUGGAUGAGCUUCUACCGAAGCUUAAGAGCGAUGGGCAUCGAGUGCUGAUCUUCAGCCAGUUUGUAAUGAUGCUGGAUAUCAUUGAAAUGUACCUGGCUAUACGCAAGUAUGGAUACUUACGGCUGGACGGUCAAACAGCAGUCACUGAACGGCAGGAAUUAAUCGAUCAGUACACCCAAGAUUCCAAUAUCUUCAUUUUUCUUCUUUCCACUCGGGCUGGAGGUUUGGGCAUUAAUCUUACCGCGGCAGAUACUGUUAUCAUCCAUGACAUAGACUUCAAUCCGUACAACGACAAACAAGCAGAGGACAGAAGCCACCGAAUGGGCCAAACAAAGCCAGUGACGAUUUACAAGCUAAUUUCGGAGGGAACGAUCGAAGAAGGUAUGCUGAUGAUCGCUCAGGAAAAAUUGCAACUCGAGAGAGAUGUUACAGAAGAAGGCGCAGACAAGAAAGAACAUAAGUGCAUGGUUCGUUUAUUGACGAUGGCUCUAGGUAUGGACGAGAAUAAAGCAGAAACCAUUCUCAAGAAUGACUCACCUCAAAAACAACGCGAAGAAGCUGAAUUUUAAACUGUAUUUGUUAAUGAUUUUCGUUGUGGAGCUGACUCGAGAGAUGUCAGCUACUGAAAUCUUUUCGUUUGUCUUACAUUGUAAAACUCUACCGAUUCGAAUUUGCACUACACGCAUGAAACGUAAACAUUGGUUAAAACUGAAUAAUUCUCCAUCCACGACCGAUACGAAACAAAAUACGGAAAUGAGAAUAUGAGCACUGCACAAGUGUUUUGUUACUAUUAUACAAAACUAUUAGAAUAUAUUUAGUUUUAAGUUGAACUCGUGUAUUUCGAUUAGGGCUACCCUGUUGGCAGAUGAGAUUCGUGAAAACUCACUUCUGCUUUCUAGAGUACAAUUGCAUACAGUUCCAGUGAGGCAUACUCUCGUUAGAAUCAAGAUACAACUAUUUAAUUCAAUUGUAAGAAAACCUUAUAUCAUAAGCAGAUAAGUUAUAAAUAGUUAUAUUUUUGAAUAUGAAGCAUUUUUAUGUUCGAAUA